AUGCUCCGAAAGUUCAAGAAACUGAAGAAGAGCGCCGCCCUCUCUGUCAGGAAGCGCUUGGGCAAGGAUGGACGCACAAGAGAGCCAGACGAUCCCCAUCCCCAACCAUCGGAAGGACCCGACGAGCCGAACGCGUCCGCUGGCCCGCCGCCCUCGCAUAACCGCUAUCAUGAAUACCGACCAUCCGCAGACUCUCUUCCGCUUUCGACCGUCACCCUCCCCCCGGCAUCAACGAGACCCGCAUCAACGUCCGCCACACCCAAGGAUGCACCGCCCUCUCCUAAUCAUCCAUCCAGUUUGCCGUCGUUGAUGCUUCGCUGUAAUGGACAUACACAUCGGCAUGGUGGUGCAGAGGCACCUGUUCUGCUCGCACCACUGGAUGUCGGAUAUUCCUCGCACGGGGCGCAUAUCAUCGCCGACCUCUGGGAUGAGGCCUUGCGCCGAUAUAGGGAUGUUGCGGGCGUGGAUCUUAGCGAUGAGGAGUCCGAUCUCUGCAAACGCUUGACAGGGCUUGCAGACUACCAGGCCGUUGUCAACGUCCUGGAUGAUAUUGGGAGGGAGUUUGACCUAUACCGGCAUCCCCACCCUCAAAGUAUCGGCACCAAGAUUCGCGGAGCGUUGCGAACAAUCGCUCGUGUUGUAUUGAGUACUGGUGUGAUCGAGGCGAUUGGUGAAGUCGCAGCCGCUUUGGCCGUCCCCGGUGGAAAGGCGAUCUUCGUUGCUAUUGGAGUCCUCCUUCAGGCGACGAAGGGUAUGAGCGAUCGGUUGGACGCCGUCAUCGGGAUCUUGAAGAAAUUCGAGUCGUACAUGACGCGCUUGGAUGUCCGCGCCGUCUCACCUCUCACUCUGGCGUCUCGGGAUCUUGUCGUCAAGAUACUUGUCGAGAUGCUAGACUCUCUGGCCCUUGUCACUCAGAUGAUGAAACAGAACCGAGCGGAACACUUCCUCUCGGUACUGUCAAGCAAAAACGUCGCGAUCAUGGCAGCAUCUCAGCGGUUUGAAGAUCUCGAGAACGAAGAGCAUCUUCUCAUCUUGACAGAAGUCCAGCGCGAUCUACACAAGCUGUCAUCUUUCUUAUGGGACGCUGUGGUCUGCCUCGAAACGACGAUGACGCGAGUAGAGGGCAAGGUCACGAAGGUCUCUCAGGAUGUAGCAGUCAUGUCUACGGCGAUGCAGUCUAUGGGCGUCUAUGAUUUGCUAGGCCAUAUAUUGGAGAUGCGCGCAUUUCUGGGUCAAUGGCAGGCUAGACUCGAUGGCAAUCGCGAACUUCAACCAGCAUGGAACGUCACUUCUACGCACGGAGAUGUACAUCCAGGCCACGGACGAACGGUUAACCUGUGGCACGCGACGAUCACCCUCACAGCCCGCAACGCUAAAUCAUCUCUCGAGGCACUCGUCGACAACUUGCUAUCUUGUUUCCACGAUGCGACCCCUGCCGACCUCGCCAGGCUUCGGCAUAUGCUGUAUUCAAUAGCGGCAGCCGCUGUCUCAGUUAGCGUGGGCGGUGACCUAGACAACAUCUGGUACGCGAUCCUGACGGACCCACGAGCCUUCCUGGCUGCGUUCCUACCCAUGGCGUCUGCCUGCGUCACAUGGUUCUUCUUCCGGAGUCGCAUAUGUUCUCUCGGGCUACCGAAGAUACCCCGCGCACCAGAGUACUCACGCUCCGAAACUAUCAUCAUCGUGGACGUGCUCGGGCUUCAUAUGCUCUUACCCUUGGGGAACUUUCAAACAUGGGAGAAUGUUCAUGAGUUGCUCCUUGAUCAAUUUGAGAAUAAGCCGGGAGAGCGUUAUGUGCGAUCCGGCUCAUAUACACUCAUGAAUACCGUCACAGAGACCACCACAUCUAUCAUCCAACCAUCGUCGUGGGCGCAAUCUGUGAGGCCUGGCAUGACCCUCGAAAUGAGCAUUGUCAUUCGCCAGUUCGCUCGCAAACUGGAGUGCCCUUAUUGUAGGACUUGUUCUCCGGACGCACCCGACGAUGGCUUGAUUCAAUGUACCGGAUGUCCUCGCAAGUACUGGGCAACGAGGAACUCCGAUACCGAUAUCGAGGAUAAUGUGUUAGAAGGCCCGGGAUCACAAGACAUUUCGUCCGACAUAGUCUUUACCCCCCUACAAGCCCCGGACACGUCCUUACAAAACACGUCGCUACCAUCAAGAUCUGACGAAGAAGGGGGCUCUUCCUUUUCUGCUGGUGAUCGAACGGAGAUUUCGAACGAGCAUCCAGUAGAACCCCUGCUUACCGACGCAAACUCCAAUCAUAUCAUCCCAGAGCCCGAGGGUCUCGAUCCGGAAGUAGAUGCAGAGCCAGAGCCAGAGCCAGAGCACAACCUGGAUCGCUUCAGAAGCAUCUCGAUCAGACACUUUCCCACAGAAACAGAGCCAUGGUCGACACCGGCGUUUGAUUCGUUUGGUAUCGAUGGACACGCAUCCGAGCUUCAUGCGUUGAUCAUUGGCAUCGAUGAAUACGAAUCCGACUACAUCGACAAUCUCAGCGGGGCUGUUUUCGAUGCCGAUUCCAUGUACAACUAUCUACGUACCGAGCUUCACGUCCCUGAGCGUCAGAUUGUGAACCUUCGCAACAUGGAUGCUACUCGUCACGCCAUCAUCCGGAACAUACAGGCGUUUGCGAUGUGGGCUACCAUUCGUGAUGGUGGCCCUAUCCUGAUCUACUUUGCCGGGCAUGGCUCUGCAUCGGCUGCGCCGGAGGGCUGGAACGUAGGGACGCGGCCGAUUUCACUCAUUGUACCGCACGAUGCUACCGGUUGGCUCGACGAUAAUCCGGAUGACCUAGUCACGCACGCCAUUCCAGAUCGAACUAUUGGCGCACUUCUACAUGACCUCGCGGAGGGGAAAAGCAAAAUCAGCGAUAACAUAACCGUCAUUUUUGACUGCUCUCACUCCGAUUCUGGUACUCGCGGCUCCUCUAGGAGUCCCUUACUUCGACCUCGAAGCGUCCGAACACGUCGCAUAUUGCCAGAUGUAGACAGACACAUAUGGAGCACUGGUCUGCAGGGCCGAAGCAUGCGCGCCGCUGUGGGUUUUGCCCGAGCUGGUGUCAGAUCGCACGUGCUGCUGGCUGCCUGCCGCGAGACUGAGACUGCCUACGAGGGAGAGAACCGCGGACUAUUCACUCACGCGCUCAUCACUACUCUCAAAAGGAUACCUACCGACAGAACCACUUAUCGCGAGCUGAUAAAGCAUAUCCCGGCUAUACCCAGUCAAGAUCCACAAUGCGAGGGUUUAUACGUUGAACGUCCGCUCUUUAACGCACUCGUGCCCUGCAGUUGGCCUACGUUAUAUGGUGUGAAGAUCGUUGAAGAGAAUAAUUGUGUCUCCAUCAGCGCCGGUGUCAUGCAUGGGGUGACGAGCGACAGCGAAUUUACCCUUUACAGGUCCUCUAGGCACCAGGCCGCCGGUGCAGCAUUGGCAAGAUUGAAGCUCGGAACCACCAGUAAAGUCGAGGCGUUUUCCACUACUCUACCUCCGCAUCCGGCGCUCCCCUACGAGAAGCAGCCCUACUUCGCAUCCUUCGAGUCUGGGGGAAGAGACGGCGCACUUUUUUUUCAUUACUCGCCUUUCGACGCAGGUGCUGAUACCAUCGAAAGCGCUCUAAAGUUAGCGGCCCAGUACCAGUUGCGGCACGGCGGAGGUACCAUCAUCGUGAUUGACAAGGAGGAAGAUGCGCACCUCACUGUGCGCACGACUGGAGGCCGCGCCGUAUACACCUCAAAAGAUAGUCUUAUCACCUCGCUGGUGCCAUCGCUGUUGUUUGGAACGACGAGCGUGGACCCGGAAUCAAUACGGCGUGUACUGACUGGCGCUGCUCAUUUCUUUUCGCGUUUACUUCGCUCUACUGCGUGGCGAGAACUUUCUACCAAAGUCGACGUACGGUUCCACAAACUCAAAGAGGACACGGACGGAGAACCUGAAUCAGGGCGCAGGCGUCCUUGGAUCAUUGACGGCAAUGUCAGCCUCUUCGACCAAGGUUCUGUGGAGGUUGUCGCGGACGGCGACACGCCCUACGGAAUCGCGCUUCACAACCACUCUGACUAUCCGCUUCACGUCUGGGCCUUUUACUUCAACUGCAGCACUUUAUCCAUCUCUCCAUAUCAUACGCCGCCAGUGAUCGGACAACGCGGUCCCGAACCGUCACUCCCGGAGUACGGCGAUCUGACUAUUGGUUACGGUGCCGGCGGCGGUACUCCAUGCACGUUCACUCUCGAGAAAACCCAGGACGUGGACGUCGGGUUCAUCAAAUUUUUCAUCUCCAGCGAAGCUGUGGACCUUUCGAGGUUCGAGCAGGCGUCGCCGUUUGCUCCCCCCACGUGUAAAGCCUGUGCCGCCUUCGACAUCCCGCUAAUGCAGUGA
Messenger RNA from Peniophora sp. CBMAI 1063, 4371 nucleotides. NCBI's taxonomy places the organism in Eukaryota, Fungi, Basidiomycota, Agaricomycetes, Russulales, Peniophoraceae. The record is from the annotation of a GenBank genome assembly.